Molecule: messenger RNA, 1645 nt
Organism: Frieseomelitta varia
Lineage: Eukaryota; Metazoa; Arthropoda; Insecta; Hymenoptera; Apidae
Gene: MCPH1
Exons: 4
Coding region: 114-1595 (493 amino acids)
Biological process (GO): mitotic cell cycle
Source: RefSeq, a predicted model, not a curated record
UAUUCUAUUUUUUGUAAUUGAAGGUACCAUUAUUAUAAUUAACAGGUGCAUGAUAAAAAUUCUAGUUCUACAUCAAACUUAGCAGAUUUUGGAUAGAGAAUGAUUUAUGUGAAAUGGAUGAUAUAAAUAUAAUACAAACGUCGUUAAAUGUUAACACAUCUAUUGAUUAUGUAAAUGACAGUAACAAUCAUAAAAAUAAAAAUAGAUGGAAGAAUUACAAUGGGAAAAAACAUGAAAAUUCUAAAACUAAACAAAAAGAUAUCUUGGCAGUAAGUUUUCAGACAACACAAGAAUAUUCUUGUACUUCAUUACAAAUGAACACGUCAUUAGAUAUUUCAAAUAAAUUACAAAACGAUAACAAUACAAUUGAUGCUUUUCCAAUAAAAGAUAUAAAUUCUAUGAAUACAAGGAAUGAUAAUUUUGAUAAUGACAACAUUAUUGAUGAUAAUUACAAAACCAACAAUUAUGAAAUACAGCAUCAAAAUACUGUAAUUCAAAAAAAGAUGUGUGAUAGUGAACAUAAUGACAUUGUAAAUAAUAUAAUAGAUCUAUAUAGUAACUCAGAAAUGUGUACAAUUAUCAAAGAAUCAAGUGACAAAUGCAAUGUAGGAAUGGAUCAAAAUACAAAACAUUCCAUAAAAUUUCCUAAAGAAAAAAAAUCCAAAAGGAAAUUGUUACCACUACAUGAAUGUUCACAAUUAGUAUCAAUUUCUCCUGUACAAGAUGAAAAAUGUAUAUCUCCUGCAUAUUUAAUAUUUAAAAAAAGUCACAAGAGGAAAAAUAAUAAACCUAAUAAUAUAAAUAACAUAGAGAGUAUUAAUAAAAAUAAUAAUAGAGAUCACAACAGAAAAACACAGAAAAAAAAAAUAAUUAGUAAAAAAAUUAUUGUUAAAAAAAUCAUUAAUGAUGAUAUUUUACGGAGAUUAGAAGAAAAUAAGGAAAAUUAUAAGAGAGAGGAAACAAGAAAUGUUUAUACAGAAGAAAGAAAUUCAUCAGAUGAUUUUCAACUAUUGAAAAAUUCAUCUAUUGUACAUGUAAUGAAAAAAAAAACAAGAGAAAACAGAUUAAAUAUUGUUGCAACUGGUUUAUCCAAUGAAGAUAAGGAUAGAGUUAAAAGUAUUGUAAAAAUUCUUGGUUUAGCAAAGAUUGAAUCAAAUGUUACAAAAAAUACAACUCAUGUCGUGACUACAGGUAUACAUACAAUAAAUCUGUUACAUGGUAUUAUACGAGGUUGUUGGUUAGUUACUCUUGAAUGGGUUUUAAAAUCUUUAGAGAACAAUACUUGGUUAAAUCCAGAGAAAUAUGAAAUAGUACAUUUUUCAAAAGCAGUUUUGGAAAAUCGCAAAGACAGGCAAUUAUUUGGGAAAUCUUAUGUUCCAGAAUUGUUUACAGCUUGUGGAUAUAUAUAUGUUCAAAAAAAUACAACACCUCCUUAUAAUAUAUUACAAGAUCUAAUAAAAGCUGCUGGAGGUUGUGUUACUGAACAUCCAGAAACAGCAAGAAUUUUGAUUGGUACAGGAGGUUUAAAAGAAACAUGGAUCUUUGACUGUAUCACAUCAGGUGAAUUGCAGCCGCAUGAUCAAUAUAAACGAUAAUAAGUAUUGAUCUAUAUAAUAUUUUAAAAAUAAAACUUGAUAUUAAAAAC